UAAAAAAAAAACAAACAAUAAUAUACAAUUAGCGCUGCUCGGUGUUAUUUAAUCAGCUAUCAUGCUCAAGUUUAAUCAAAACAGUAUUUUCCGUCGUUUCACCUCAUCAGCCUUUCGCCAGCUAAACAGCCAAAAUGGUUUGGAUGAUCCCAAGUUAACUCACAUCAAGGAACAAAUAGAGGCGGACAAACGCAAACUCAAAUGGCGAAAGGAGUACAGUGAGCGAGACGAUGCUGUUAAAAGCAACUUUAAAUUGUUCGAGACAUCGAAUCGCAACUCGGAAUUACUGGAAAUCCUGCAGCAACCGGUCGAUAUAUCUCCUUCCGGACUAAUGCGAUGGUGGACGAAACGGAGGACCCGAAUUGAUGCUCACAUGCAAAAAUUUAUCCCACAAAGACAUGCGAUUCUAGGGGAAGAUCUAGCCACAGCCCAUUUUCUUGUUCACCGAGGCGGUUCAGUAAGAUUCCGUGGCCAAACAGAUUGGGUCAAGAUGAAUGAAAAAGAUGAAUAUGACCUUCCAAAAGUCUACGUUCCAAAUAUGGUACUGGAAGAAAUCAAAUGCGACGGUAUUGAUUUAUUUUACGAAGGCAUGGAAAAUAUUCGAAGGCUGCGUUAUUUGAAACAUCUGUCGUUUAAAAAUGUUACUAAAUUUGAUGACUGGUAUUUGGAUCGAUUGUCUGGCUCAGACUUUCCGUCGCUCGAGGUUUUAAACCUCACAGGAACGGCCGUCACCAAUAGGGGUCUGAAUUGUCUGUACCGAUUACCCAGUUUAAAGCUUCUUCUAGUUGAUGACCCCGAGAAAGACAUCAUGUGGAAGAUGAGUGUUGUUUUACUAGAAGAAUGGAAUCCGCUCUUGGUGGUAAAAACUGAAUGAAUAAAUUAAAUAUCGGUUAUCUCUUGUUGAAUAAAUUGUGUUUCGAAUUAAAAA
This is a messenger RNA of Malaya genurostris, 928 nucleotides long. Its product is annotated as distal membrane-arm assembly complex protein 2. The record is from RefSeq and is a predicted model, not a curated record. NCBI's taxonomy places the organism in Eukaryota, Metazoa, Arthropoda, Insecta, Diptera, Culicidae. Bases 62 to 874 code for a protein of 270 amino acids. The transcript has 2 exons.